Eucalyptus grandis is the source of this 840-nucleotide messenger RNA. RefSeq lists its product as uncharacterized. The transcript is spliced from 2 exons. Lineage: Eukaryota; Viridiplantae; Streptophyta; Magnoliopsida; Myrtales; Myrtaceae. The coding region runs from base 121 to 594 and encodes 157 amino acids. The record is from RefSeq and is a predicted model, not a curated record.
GUGCCGCCAUAUCCGUCCUCAAAAGUUUCAAAAUUUCCAACCUUCGAUCCAAGAUCCGGAAGCUCAAGAUCAACCCACAAAUCUAGCCCUCUUCCCCACGCCACUUCCUCCUUCGAUCCCAUGGCGAUGAACAGCGUUCGAGCCCUGGAAGCUCCGGCGUCCGCCGAAACCCCCGGAGACGCCGCCGCCGACGCAGGGGACGCGUCGGAGGAGGAAAUCGAGAGGCUGGAUUCCGACGUGUCGGAGAUGGCCGAGAAGAUCCUCCAUUACCGCGCGAGUCUCCCCGACCAGCUCAAGCAGGCCCUCGAUCUGCUCAAAUCCGCCGAGCGAUUCGACUUCGCCGGUCCCCCGCCCGGAACUUCGGCGGAUUCCGACCGAGGUGCAGCAGGAAUGAUGGCAGUGGUUGAAAGAGAUGCAGAGAUGUUGAAGAAGGUCCAGUUGCUUAGAGAGAAAACAGCGGUGAAUGCCUCCAUGGUGCCCAUUCUCUUGAAGAGAAUGAAAGACUGUAUUUCGUUGAUUGACAAUUUGAGCACGCAAGAGCACAGCACCAUUCGCAUCCCCUCAUCAUUUAACAGAACAGGAUCGACCAGCUGAAGUAGUAGCUAGCUCAUUGAUUUUGCAGCGCCGCUGUCUUGUACAGCUAGAGUCGAUGUGUCGGGAUUCCUCUCUGGGUUGUGAUUAUAUCCUAAUGGUCUGCUUUUCUACAAACGGUUACCAGCGAGUAGGAGCUUGUCUUUUCUGUUUCAAAAGUUUUCGCCUUGUCACCCUUUGCUGGACUCCCAGUCGGGGUUAACUUGUACAGCAAAUUUAAUUUGACAUGUCGAGUGGUUCAAAUUGGAA